This is a messenger RNA of Mucor velutinosus, 978 nucleotides long. RefSeq names its product Chromatin assembly factor 1 subunit (gene CAC2). Gene Ontology annotation, biological process: secondary metabolic process. Gene Ontology annotation, molecular function: carboxy-lyase activity; hydrolase activity. The transcript is spliced from 3 exons. The record is from RefSeq and is a predicted model, not a curated record. Gene Ontology annotation, cellular component: cytosol; cytoplasm. NCBI's taxonomy places the organism in Eukaryota, Fungi, Mucoromycota, Mucoromycetes, Mucorales, Mucoraceae. Bases 1 to 978 code for a protein of 325 amino acids.
AUGAAAGGAAAGAUUACUCUCGAAGAAGCUUGUAUGGCCCCCGACAUGUUUGCUUGUGAAGCCGACAGCAACGAAGGAUUGCAUGCAAGUCCUACCUAUAGCAAGAAAUGGGACAAGUGCAUAGUUGACAUUGCUGGCGAAGAGCUCAAGACGAUGGAAAAGUACGGAUGUAGCUACACUGUAUUGAGCUUGACAGUACCCAAAAUCCAAAAUAUCCAUGACCAAAAGAAGGCUGAAGCUGAGGCUACCAAGACUAAUGACUGGAUUGCUAACGAGAUCAACGGCCGUCGUGACAAGCUGGCUGCUUUUGCUUGCUUAUUUAUGCAUGAUGCCAAGCAAAAAGGUGAGGAUCCGAGACGAUGCAUUACAAAGUAUGACUUUCAUGGUGCUCUUUUGACCGAUUUUCAACAUGCUGGGAAGGAUGGCUCUGACUAUCUUUACUAUGGUCAGUCUGUCUUUGACCUCUUCUGGCAAGUAGUUCAGGAACUGGAUGUUCUUGUCUACCUUCAUCCUGCAGCUCCUGCUGACUACAUCUUUGAAAGCAAUUCAAGGAAAGAUGUACCUUAUCGGCCCUCCCUUAUCUUUUCUAACGGCGUGUCUCUUUAUCUGCUUGGUAUGAUCAGUAACAGUGUAUCUGAUCGUUUCCCCAAGCUCAAAGUGAUUGUCGGUCAUCUUGGCGAGCACAUUCCCUUUGAUUUCUGGCGUAUCAAUCACUGGUUUGGGGACAUUAAGAAGCCUAACGGCAUGGUCGCCAAAAAGACGCUUGCCGAGUACUUUGACGAACACAUCUGGCUGGGUGCAGAUCGUAUUCUCUUCAGCGUGUACUCUCCUUACGAGACGUAUUGCGAUGGCUUUACUUGGUUUGACGAUCAUACACAACUUGGUCUAGGCGACAAGAUCAAGACUGGAAGAUCCAAUGCCAAAGCCCUUUUGAAGAUUGACGAUUAUGUUGACCAUAAUGUCCCUGUUACCAAAUAA